Messenger RNA from Macrosiphum euphorbiae (potato aphid), 234 nucleotides. NCBI's taxonomy places the organism in Eukaryota, Metazoa, Arthropoda, Insecta, Hemiptera, Aphididae. The record is from the annotation of a GenBank genome assembly.
AUGCCUCUAUCAAUAUGCUUGAUGGCUGAUGCUGUGAACUUCUUAAGUAAAGCCUGGGAAGAUGUAACAGCAGAAACUAUACGGCAUUCUUUUCGUCAUGCUGGACUUCGAAGUUUUGCCAAUGCUGAAGAAGAAAUAGAACAAUUUGAGAAAGAAGAUGAUAUAUCACUGAGUGAGUGGAUUACUCAGAUCAAUACUCCGCAUACUUUUACUCCUGAGGAUCUACAAAACUAA